This is a messenger RNA of Cadophora gregata, 3333 nucleotides long. RefSeq lists its product as uncharacterized. The transcript has 4 exons. Gene Ontology annotation, cellular component: transcription factor TFIID complex. The record is from RefSeq and is a predicted model, not a curated record. Gene Ontology annotation, molecular function: histone acetyltransferase activity; RNA polymerase II general transcription initiation factor binding; RNA polymerase II general transcription initiation factor activity. Lineage: Eukaryota; Fungi; Ascomycota; Leotiomycetes; Helotiales; Ploettnerulaceae. Bases 1 to 3333 code for a protein of 1110 amino acids. Gene Ontology annotation, biological process: transcription by RNA polymerase II; RNA polymerase II preinitiation complex assembly.
AUGGCGGAACCAGAUUUCUCGUCCUUUAUGGACACGGACUGGGAGAAGCAAGAAGAAGAAGACUCACGCAACUUGAACGCCCUUCUUGCUGCCCAAUCGAGUACCAAUCAAGAUGAAGAAACCCAAGGUCUCUUCGACAUGAACCGUCCUCUCGACCUGGGUGACAAGGCCGACGACGCAGAAGAUUUCGAGGAUAUCAGCGAUGACGAUCUGCCAGAGGAGGAGGAUGUUAGUGGGGAGAAGAUGGACGACGCGCCUGGACUGACAGAUGACGCCACGGGCAACGAUGAGUACGAUGACGAUGAUCUGUUCGGCGAGAGUGGGCGCGCUUCUUCACCUUUCGAAUUCGAGGAGCCAGAUACACAGCCUACAAUUGCUUCAGAACCGCGUAUCAAUGUCGGACUCACUCUACCUUCUAUCGCGCCUGAACCUGAGUUUGUCGACCUCCGCGCCCUUAACUUUCCAGACCAGUUCGCCGCAGAUGAGGAGGAUGGCAUGCCUAAGGGUGAAGCUGAGAUCGAAGCAUACCUUACUGAGAACUGGCCAGAAUACGAGAAGGAUGCUGUUCUAGACUUCAACAAGCUGUUCCCUCCACACCCAUCGCAUUUCGUUGCGCGAGCACCGGAGAAGCCACCCAAGCCACUACAUCCGACCAAGGUCAGCUUGAACAUCGCCCCUGACCAGGAGAAGCUCUUCCGUACCGCCGGCCCAGCCCAGAGCGACAAAUACACUCGCAUUGCAGAAGAUGAGGCAAAGGGACUUGUCUCAAUUGUGGAAGACUCAGAUGAAGAAGAGGACAGUGACGAUGAGUUCGAUUAUUCUCCUAUUACCGAUAGAGUUGGAGGCAAGAGUAUUCUUGACCUUGACAUCAUCUGUGCCGACUUUGACGUCGUUGAUGCUCCGGCUUUGGUUCCUGCCCCAGUUGAGGAAGAGGAACCUCAGGACGAGUGGGAGAGAGAGUUCUUGGGUCCUGCAACGAAGCGCAACGCCGAGUACGAAUUUGUAUUCAAGCCACGUUUCCCAAUGCCAAACUUCGAUAACUUCGAGCGAAUGACUGCCCAGGUAGCCAAGCGCGUUGUUUUAGAUCUUAACGACCCCCAUCUCCUCGUUGAGAUCUCGGAGGUCGACCGUUCGGCCAAGCGUAGAUGCCUUGGUCUGGGUAAGAGAGCUCCGAAGGAUAUCAAAGCUUCCCUCAACCAGCGAUUCAACAUCUCGAAUGACGACGAAUACUCUCAUCUAAAGAACAAUCAUGGCAAGGUCAGAGCUACAGUCGGUAACAUCACUGUUGAGCAUUCUCUUCCCGCUCAGAAGUUGGCAUGGCCCUAUUACCACGUCAAGCUCAAUGACCACCAGGCUCGGACAUACCACCGACCUCAGCUGCAGCUUGGCAAAUUCCUUCAUCAAAAUAUUCACUUCUCUAAGCCUGGUAUGAGAAAGAAGAGAGAAAUGAGAACCCUGACAACCGAACAAGCCUUCAAGGAAACCAAGGAUCUCUCCCUGUCCGAUUACUACGCGACUGCUACUCUAAUUGAGUACUGUGAAGAGUACCCUACCGUUCUCUCCAACUUCGGCAUGGGAAAUCGUAUCAUCAAUUAUUAUCGACGCAAGGAUGCUGAUGAUCAGAAGGAGCCUGCUAAGUUUGAUGAUCGCGUCGGUGAUACCACCAUCCUCCUCCCAGAAGACAAAUCUCCAUUCUCGAUCUUCGGAACUGUCGACCCUGGCGAGACUGUUCGUACUAUCCACAAUGCCAUGUAUAGAGCCCCCAUCUUCAAGCACAACCCAAAGAGCACCGACUUCUUAGUUGUUAGAUCGAGCACUGGCGUCAACGGCUCUUCCUGGCAUAUUCGUAACAUUGACAACCUUUUCGUGGCUGGUCAACAACUGCCCGCGAUGGAGAUUCCUGGUCCUCAUGCCAGACGAGUCACUAAUGCUGGAAAGAACAGAAUGAAGAUGGUUGCUUUCCGUAAGAUGCGCCACAAUCCGCGUCAGGAAGUUUCUCUCAGAGAGAUCACGGAGCACAUUGCAGAUUCUACAGAGUCGCAGAACAGACAAAAGGUCAAAGACUUCCUAAUCUAUGAUAAGGUCGGUAAGGUGUACAACGUCAAGCCCACCGAAGGUCCACUGGAUGAGUCUUUUGUCCGCACACUGGUCAAGCCUGAAGAGGUUUGUGCCCUGGAUGCCAUGCAAGUCGGAGCAUGCCAUCUUGUCGAUGCCGGUUAUACUCUCGAUAAGGAAGAUGUGGAAGAUGCUGGAGAGAUUCGAAACCAGAGUCUAGAGCAGAAGCUCGCACCUUGGAACACCACUAAAGCCUUUUGCGAUGCCGCACAAGAGAAGGCGAUGUUGGAGCUACAUGGUGCAGGAGAUCCUACUGGCUGUGGGCUUGGAAUCAGCAUGAUUAAGACUUCCAUGAAGGGUGGUUACCUCGAGGGUAUCAAGGAGGGCGAACUGUCAACUGCAGCUGCCAGAGUUGCUCUUGAUCCAAAGGCGAAUAACGGCCACGGAUACAAUGUGAAGGUCCAACAAGAUCUAUAUGGUGGUGGCAUCCAGCGAAUUUGGAAUGGUCAGAAGAACACUUUAUCAGAUCAGGCUGAGAAGGAUGAGAUGGAGGUGGAUGAAGAUGCUCCUGAGGAAGAAGCAUCGAUUGCAGCCAAGACACCUCGAUCUAUGGCCACACCUGCAUUUGAUGAUGACGAAAGCACUUACAGCGAGGACACUCUAGAGAGAGUUCUGAGAAUCACCCGAUCGACCAAGAAUCAAUAUGGACAGCUGGAGGAAGUCACGGAGGUCAUCCGCGAUCAGAAAGUUAUUAACAUGUACCUGAAGCGCCGCACUGAAAUUGAGAUGGCAGAUGUUGACCUUUUGAAGUGGGAGCCCACAGGUGACCCUGAGGCUGAUCGGAUUAUGGCCGCAAGAGCUCAAGCAGAAUUGAAGCGUCUGAACGUCAACAGAGAUCGCCGUAAGCAUCGCUGGGGCGCCAAGGGAAACUUGGACGGAGUCAAAGGUGGUAUCGCCAAGGGACCAAAGUCGAAGACCAAGGGCUCGAAAUCAGCGUCUGCGGGCAUGCUAUCGCCUUCCUCUACUCCCGCUCCUUCCAUUGAAAAGCCUGCUGGAACAACCAGAAAAUGCGCCAACUGUGGUCAAGCUGGACAUAUCAAGACCAACAAGAAGCUUUGCCCAAUGCUUAACGGUACAAUGAAGCCAGGUGACAACCCAACCAACAAUACCGGUUUUGGUAAUGGAGGCUUUGGCAGUGGUGGCUUCGGAAAUGGCGGCUUUGGCGAUGGUGGCUUUGGUGAUGGCGGAUCCAGUGCUCCCCAAGCAUCGUUUGCCUAA